AUGAUAUGUCAACAACAUUUACCAUUCAUUGCUGAUCGGGUUGAGACUCUUCUUGUUGCUGAAUGUGGCGAAACACCAGAAAUAACAAAUCUUUUAUUUUCAUACAUUCCAUCAAUAUCUCAAUUUACUAAUUUACGAUUUCUGAUAUUGUGGAAUAUUCCUUCAAAUGCAAUAGUGUUAAAAGUUACCGAUGAACUCCAGCAUCUUCGCAACAUCAAUCGUCUGGAUUUAAGAUUUAAUUAUGAUUGCAAUGAUAAAGUAGAUUUUCAAUUAAUUAUUAACAAUAUUUGGAGUUUACAAAAGCUGACUCAUUGUCAUUACCAACGGUCCUCCGAGAAGAAGUGUUAUUUUUAUCCACCAACAAAGUUGUCUAAAUCACUCAUUAAUCUGAAUCUAUCCAGAUAUUGCUUUAAAUUGGCUCAAAUAUAUCAAUUAUUACAAUACACUUCUCAUCUGAAAUAUCUUUCAAUAUAUCUUGAAUCUGAUGACAAUGAUCAAUAUAAAUCAUGUUGUUUUUCAACAUUAAUUGAUUUAGAUAUUAAUAUAUCUGGCAUUUGUAACACUUCAAAACUAAUUUCCUUAUUGCAAAACUUACCGAAUUUGCGUCGCUUAAGCAUCAGUCUUGUUAAUGUAAUUAAUGGUUAUCAAUUGGAACAAAUCAUUCGUUAUUAUUUACCUAAACUCAAAGUAAUUAAUGUUAGUAUGGAAGAGAAACUUUCUAUCGGUCAAAACAUUGAACAACGAGUUGAUGAAUUGAUCAAUUCAUUUCGAAGUUCAUUUUGGAUUGAUGAACAUCAAUGGUUUAUACGAUGUCUUACAGAUGAAAGAACUAUUUAUAUUCAAACAAAACCUCUAAAAUAUUCUUGUUUUCAUGCAAAACUUGCUGACACAUACAAAUCAACAGAUCCACAUGAUGAUUAUCAAGAAAUUUAUAAUACCAUAGACAAACUUUAUUCUGAUAGUUUUUUCAACCAAUCAUUUCCGUCUAAUUUUCGUUUAUCUAAUAUUGAGUUUCUUGGUAUAAAAUUUCCAAUCCAUGAUCAAUUUUGGUCUAUUGUUACCAAUUUAAAAAAACUCAACUCACUGACAGUAUCAUCGUUUUCUGAUGUAUUUCAAUCUCAAUUACAAACUUUACUUGAUCGUGCACCACGUCUUUAUUCUCUAUGUAUUCAACAAGAUAAAUCAUUACCAUUGCAAAUGUCAUUAUUCAAAUGCAUGACUGCAUCAGUUCAUAGAUUGGAUUUAGGUGAUGAUUAUUAUCAAUUCAAUGAAGAAGAAUGUUUAACUCUAAGUCAUUCCACAUUAGGCGUUCAAUGUAAAUUACUUUUCAUUCAAGUUAUAAAUCGUCAAAGUAUUAUUUGCUUGGUGAAAAAUAUGAUUAAUCUUCAAUCAUUACAUAUUGAAUGUGCAGAUGAUAAAUAUCAUCCUGAAAAUACAUCAAACAAGAAUGAUCUUGUUCAAUGGUUAAAAGUGCAUUUACCAUCAACAUGUCUAAUUGUUAGAAAUCAAUAUUAUAUCCAUAAAAUUAAAAUGUGGAUUCGAUAG
Rotaria sp. Silwood2 is the source of this 1545-nucleotide messenger RNA. NCBI's taxonomy places the organism in Eukaryota, Metazoa, Rotifera, Eurotatoria, Philodinida, Philodinidae. The record is from the annotation of a GenBank genome assembly.